Molecule: messenger RNA, 444 nt
Organism: Eimeria mitis
Lineage: Eukaryota; Apicomplexa; Conoidasida; Eucoccidiorida; Eimeriidae
Exons: 4
Coding region: 1-444 (147 amino acids)
Source: RefSeq, a predicted model, not a curated record
AUGAGGCAGUGUUUCCGCCACUACGAAAAGAAACUCACAGAGGAUGCUCUGAGAACCAAGAACAAAAAAGCAAGGCGGCGCAAACUCUCCAAAGUCCUCCAGCGAGCAGAGAAAAUAGUGUAUAGGCAGUUCGGGCCAGACCCCAAGAAACCCCCAAAAGAUGCAGCAGAGCUGCAGCAGAAAGUGCAGCUAAGAGAGAAGGGUUUUAACCCUGAGCUGGUGUUCCGUUUAACUUUGAAGUUUGGCCGUUUGCUGAUUUGGUGGAAAAAUUUAUCGAUGAAGCGACGCGCACCAGAAAACAAGUACAGCAGCAGCAGCAGCAGCAGCAGCAGCAGCAGCAGCAGCAGCAGCAGCAGCAGUAGCAGGAGCAGCAGCAGCAGCAGGAGCAGUGGUGGUAGCAGCAGCAGCACCAAUAGCAGCAAAAAGCAGCAGGAGCAGCAGUAG